Messenger RNA from Nezara viridula (southern green stink bug), 5694 nucleotides. The record is from the annotation of a GenBank genome assembly. NCBI's taxonomy places the organism in Eukaryota, Metazoa, Arthropoda, Insecta, Hemiptera, Pentatomidae.
AUGUGGUACCGGGCGACUCUAUGGUUUGUAUUGCCUACGCUACUCACCUUGUCAUCUUCAUUCACGUCUUUAUCAUGUAUUACCAAUCCUUGCAUAUAUGGAAUAUGUGUGGAGUCACAUAAUGGAUCAUACACAUGCUAUUGUAUUGAUGGCUUUACUGGAGUUAAUUGUCAAACCAACUGGGAUGAAUGCUGGAGCUCUCCAUGUCUUAAUGGAGGAACAUGUAUUGAUGGAAUUGCACAGUAUGAUUGCUCCUGCCCAGAAGGUUUCAUAGGCGAAACAUGCGAAGAAAACAUAGAUGAAUGUAUUUCAAAUCCAUGUCUAAACAAUGGAACAUGCAUAGAUAUAGCUAAUGGCUACACAUGCCAGUGUCAACCAGGCUACAUAGGUCUAAAUUGUGAAACAGAUAUGGCUGUUUGCAAUUCAACAGAUGAUGCACAUUGCUCAAAUGGAGGUACAUGCAUUGAAGGACCAGGAAUAUCAUUUACGUGUCGUUGUUUGCCAGGAUGGACUGGACAGCAAUGUGAAAAGUCAACAGAUGAAUGUGAAUCCUCACCUUGUGAAAAUGGGGGAGUUUGCAUAGAUAUGCAUGCAACUUAUGUUUGUGCUUGUCCUUAUGGUUAUACUGGCAAAAAUUGUGAAACUAGAGUUCAGUUAUGCGGAAGUAACAUAUGUGAAAAUGAUGCACUGUGUGUAAUAGAAAAUAAAAAUAGUGUUUGUUACUGUGUACCUGAUUACCAUGGAGAAAGAUGUCAGUACAAAUAUGACGAAUGCCAAAAAGGACCAGGAUGUCUCAAUGGAGGAACUUGUAUUGAUGGAGUGGACAGUUAUACAUGCUCUUGUCCGUUGGGUCUCCUAGGGAGAUUCUGUGAAUGCAUAGCUACAGAAAGAGGAGAUUUAAACUGUAAUUAUAUACGAUUUCCACUGCCAAACACAAGUCUUCCUACAAUUCCUGUUUAUACAAUAUCAAGUACUGCCAAAACUGAUGCAUUUAGUGAUGAUUAUUCAUUAGAAACAAAAGAGACCACAAGCUAUGUGCCAAUUAAUAUAAGUACCAGUGAAAUAACAAUGAUUUCACAAACUGAGACGACCAAUACAAUACUUCAUUAUUAUUCAGAUUAUACUACAACCCAACUUAUGGAUACCACAACAGAAGAAAGUUACACAUCAGGAAAAGAUACAGAUCAAACUGUGACUGAAACCUAUGUGACACAAGAAAUAACAAUACCACAGACCAGUGAAACAGUUAAAGAAUCUACAGAAGCUACAUCGAUUAUAACCAAUACAGUAACAGAAGCAUCAUCAUCUUUUACAACAGAAACAUUUGAAAGUGAAAUUACAUCAGAUACUUAUUACAAUUUAACUUCAUUUGAACCAAUCGGAAGUACAACACCAACAGAAAUAAGUGAAAAAACAACUUCUUUAGAAAUUACUGAGGGAACAACUUCAUCAGAGAUGAAUGAAACUACAACUGUAGAAACAACCACAACUAGAAUGACUAAUGAGUCAACAUCAGAAACUUUAUUUUCAACCCAGCAAACAGCAUUAAGCAGUGAACAAUCUUAUUUCACCGAAAAUACAGAUACAUCUUCUACAACAGAAUACUAUGAAAUUAGUACUUUUGAGACUUUAUCAACAGGCACUGAUUUAGUAACAACAGAAAAUUUUCCGGAAGAAACAUGUUCUCCAUUCAUAUGUGGAAAUGGUGGAACUUGUUAUGAAGACAAGAGAGGAAUACAGUGUCAAUGUACUUUUGGUUGGACAGGAAAAUAUUGUGAAGAAGAAGAAGGAAUAAAAAUUGCCGCAUUUAAAGGGAGGUCUUAUUUAUUUCAUAUUUUAGGAAAUGCAACUAAGGCUACUAUUUCUUUUAAAUUAAGAACUUUAUCCAGCACUGGACUACUAAUAUUUGCCCAUGUAACGUCAAAUUUAUACAUGUCUCUGUUCAUACAAAAUGGUUUACUCAAAUUUCAAUUUUCUUGUGGAGUUCAGACUAUGCUAUUUAGUGAAUUAAAGUACCCUAUUAACACUGGAUUUGAGAUGGAUAUAAGUGCAAUGCUGGAGUUAUUGUCUGAAAAUCAGAUGCAACAAAAAUGUGCUGGAGCUGUUAGACUGAAUGGAACACUAUCCAUGACUGGAAAGCAAGAGGCUUUCGUACCAAAAUUUAGUACCAAAGCUACUGGAGCAUUUUAUAUAGGCGGUUUGCCUCAUCACAUAGCCAAUCAGGUUGAUAUACCAGUUAAAUCUGUAGAUGGUAUGGCAUCUUACAUAGCAUACCCACUUCCAGGAGCAAUUCAUCAUAGCUUUGAACUUCACUUUAGAUUCAUUCCCAUGACAGUUGACCAAAUUGCAUUAAUGGUCUUCAUAGGCCAAGGAAAUCCAUACGAAUCAAGCGCUGACCAUCUAGCAGUGAGCUUUAUAAAGGGUUAUGUAGUACUAACCUGGAAUUUAGGUGGCUAUGAAACUCGAAAUUUUAGUGGAUUGCCUCAUGAUUUGCCUUUACACUCUGGAUUUUCUGGAUGUUUGUUUGAUGUUCAACUACGUGCAGGAAGAGUGAGACUGGCUCUACAAAGAUCCAGAGAUGCCGUAGGCAGAAAUGUUGGACAAUGCUCUACAAAACAUUGCCAUAACAAUACCUGUCAUCAUUCAGGUGUUUGCAUUGACCACGGAGCUACAUUCACGUAAUUAAAUUCUUUAAAAUAAAUUAUGAAGAAACAAAUAUAAUUUAUAAUAAUACAGCAAGUUCAGAAUUUUUUAAUUAAUAUAAACGUCUUAAAAAAUGAAAUAAAACUUUAACACGUGUUCUGUUUAAUUACAUAGAUGUUUAUGUCAAGAUGGAUGGUUUGGACCAACAUGCGGCCUGAAAUAUAAUCCUUGUGACUCAACAAAAAAUAACUGCUCAAACGGUGCAACUUGCGUUCCUUUAGAAUUUGGAUAUGAAUGUGAUUGCCAGUUUGGAAAAACAGGAAAAUACUGCGAAAACGAGGAAGAACUUUCAGAUAUUGAAUUUUCUGGACUGCGGUCAUUCUUAAGUUUGGCACCUGCUUCACUUGAUGGAACAGAGACAUGCAUAGAUCUUGAAAUAAGACCAAUAUCCUCUAAUGGAAUAGUGAUAUACUCUGUCCAAACUGAGGGCUCAUCUACAACAUUCAUUUCUCUUACUCUUCAUGGAGGAGUUUUAGAACUGAGACUUCUUCCACUAGGAGGACAAAGAAAUGGCGAUCUACUGACAGUAAGAAGUGGAAGAGUUUUGUCUCUUGGGGAGUGGGCUAGAGUUCGAAUAGGUCGAUAUGGAAGGAGAAUCUUCCUUUGGGUAAUAAAAAUGUUCCUACAAUAUCAGUACAAUUUAAGGCACAUCAAAUGAAUAAUUUACAAUUAUCAUAAGCAGUCUAACCUAUAUUAAUUUAUCACAAUGGUUGCUGUCAUGCUUAUGAAACUUUUUUUUAUAUAAGGCAGUUAACUGCUUAAAUUAAAUAUAACCAUUUUAAAAAAUCACAACAUAGAAAACAAAGAUGACUUAAAAUAAGAUUUCAGUUUUUUAAAAUCUUUUAGGAUGAAGAUCAAACAACAAAACAUUAAAUAUACACAAAUGUCUUUUAGAACACUCUUUGUACUUAAAUCAAAGAUAAAACAUUAUUUAUAAAUCUUCAAAAAAAGCUACACGAGCUUUUGUAGAUCCUGACCUAACUUUUCUCAAUGUAGAAUAUUUUGUUUCUCCAAGUCUCACUUGUUCAUCAUGAAGCAGAUCUAAUUCACAUUGUUUCUCACCAAUUUUAAGAACUUCUAUUUCAGUUUUCAAAUCUCUUAAUUGGUUCUGUAAGUGUUUACUCUUUUCUAAGUAAUCUACCCUUUCUUUUUCAAUUUCCAAUGACAACUGUACCAUAUCAUUAUCAGCAGUCAAUUCAUAGGAAGUCAAAUCUGCAGAGCUUAUGGUGGCAUCCCCUUCCAAAGGUAGUGGCUGAACAUCUAAGACUUGAGAAGAAGGAUAGAUUGAAUUGACACUAGAAUUCAUGUAAGCAUUGCGAGAAAGAAAUUCCAGAAGUUUUUCUUUAGCUUCUUUCUCAGCUAAUCUUGCUUUUAACAAUUCAUCUUUCAAUCUAUUUGCCUCAAAUGCUCUUCUUUCUGAUUCAUCAACUAACCUUGCAGUAAGUUGUUCUGCUUCACGAGUUUUCUUUUCUAAAUUCAAUUUUUCUUCCUCAGUUUUCAUAGCUGUAAGCCUCAUACGUGCUAGUUCUUGUUCGGCUUCAGUGGCUUUCUGACUAAGUAACAUUGCUUCUUCUUCUGCAACACGAGAUUUUUCUGCCAAGAGUUCAGCAGUUUCUUCAGAUCUUCGUAAAGCUUCAUUAGCAAGUCUAACUUCCUCUUGGUACUGUAUAAGUCUCUGUUCUAAAGCUGCUUUUUCCUGUUCUGCUGUUUUUCUCAGUUGCUUUUCACGGGCAAGUUUAUUUCUUUCUAUCUGUCUCCUAGUCUUUUCCUCUUUAGCUUGCGAUUUCAUUUGUUGAACUUCCAUUGUAUCCGGCUUUCUCCGUCUCAUGAACAGAUCGUGGUUUCCAAUACAUAAAUCGAGAAUAAGUUUGUUCAUUCUAACUUUUUUAGAAAAAAACACAAAAUUAUUAGCAGACUUAUCAACAGGUUUAAUAACAAACUUCUUAUCAUCAAAACUUACAUGUCGAAUAUCUGACCAUGGAAAAUUUGCUUUAGGAGUUAAUUUAUUAUCUUUACUAUACAUAUUCAGUCCUAAUGCAGUAACGCCAAGCCAAAGUUCAGAAUUUUUUUUAUUGGUAAUGGGAAAAUAAUUAACACCAUACAUUUCUAAAUCUUGUGCUAUUUUUAAAUAUUCCAUUUCUGCUUCAUCUCGAGACAUACCCCUGUGAUCAGCAUACCAUAUCUUAAUUCUAUCUUCCCACAUUUCUGGAGUCAUUUGAUACUGGUCAAUGACUCUCUGAGGUAACAAGUCUUCACUGGCAAGCAUUCCAGGUUUGUAAGUAGCUUCAUCAUAAUCUUCAUAUUUAGCUUGAACAGCAUAAGAUGCUAGUAAUACAGAAGCUUCAGGAGGGCAGUAAAUAUCCAUUGACAGUAUAGCUUGUUUAACUUGUAAAAAAAACAAAUGUUGUGUUACCUCUUGUACCAAUUCCUCUGCUACAUCCUCAGGAUAAAAUUUUGCGAGGAACAUAAAGGGUGUAGUUGGUUGUUGAGAGACAACUUGAUCUUGAACUUUUUUGUCAAGUUUCAACCAAGAUAUGCAAUUCUUUGAAUCUUCAUACUGCAAUCCGAAGUACCAGGUCUCACGAAGACCUAUGGUACGACAGACCAAAUCAAACAAAUCUCUCCCAGUAGCUCUCCAUUCUAAAUUGAACUCUAAUUCGGCAUCUAAAGUACAAACUUUGACUGGGAAAGAUUUCCUUGAUUUUUUCCUGAUAAACUGCGGCAUAUUAUAGUAAGGCACAUAAUAAACAUCACUUAAAGGGAGUAAUAACAAAGACCUAAUAAAACAUAACCUAUAUCCAGCCUAACAUUGACUAUGUUGCGAUUGAGAAACAGAUUGAUUUGCACAUAAUUAUUAGAAAAGCAUAAAAUAAGCCCAGUCCAGAGGAAUGGGCAUAAUAAUCAGGAUUAAUACACAUUCCAAACAUUCUGAUGUCAUAAGAACAUCGUUAGCAUUUGCUGAAGCUAAGUGCAGAAUCGAUACUAACCCAG